Papaver somniferum (opium poppy) is the source of this 834-nucleotide messenger RNA. RefSeq lists its product as uncharacterized. The record is from RefSeq and is a predicted model, not a curated record. The transcript has 2 exons. NCBI's taxonomy places the organism in Eukaryota, Viridiplantae, Streptophyta, Magnoliopsida, Ranunculales, Papaveraceae. The coding region runs from base 1 to 834 and encodes 277 amino acids.
AUGUACGCGGACAUCCCAGAGAAAUGCGUGCUUCCAACGCUACCAAGCAUAUUCAGCGGAUCUGAGAGUGGUGUGCAGCACUUGAAGAAAUACACCCUUUCGUUGAUGCAAUGGGGACAAAAUGAUGCGGUACUUUGUCGAUACUUCCCUGCGAGCUUGGCCGGGGAAGCAUUGGCCUGGUUCUAUGGGCUACUAGAAAGAUCAAUUUCGUCGUUCAAACACUUACAGAGGAAAUUCCUGACCACUUAUAUAACUAACAACAUUUUGACGCCAGGAAUUGAAACUCUAUUCAAUUUGAGAUGGAGACCCACAGAAAUCCUGCGAGGAUUCAUGACGAGGUGGAGAACGGAGUACAUAGCCUUGGAAGAAAAGCAGAAGCAAGUUAGCGAAGUGGCACCGAUUCCAGCAAAAGAAGGAAAUUCAAGGCUAUUACCAAGGACAGUGCAUGUCGUGGAGAAUGAUUCGAAACAUGAAAAGAGAGAUCCUUUAACUCCAGUCCAGGCAAAACUUGUAGUUGUAUCAAGUGGAUAUCAAGAAUGGAUCGAUCAACAAAGGUAUGAGGAGUCAAGACGAAGGAAUUACGAGCCACGAAGUUACAAUACAGGGUAUCAACAAAGGAAGAAUCAAGGACCUAGAUUCGGAGAGCGGAGACUAAAUGCACCAGAUUUCGAGGAUUUGAAGCUCCCUAGGCUUAACACGACUGUGGAAAAGGUAUGGGAGGCAAUAGUAUUAACAGAGGAGAUCCCACCACCACCCAAUUUGGGAAGAGAGCCACCCGCGGAGACCAGGAGUCAUGAGUUCUGCAAAUAUCUUCGUUUUCAUGGACACACAUGA